AUGCGACUACUGAGGAAUGCGACUACUGAGGAAUGUACGUCCGAGGAAUGUACAGGGUACAGGAACAGGGGUGGGUGGGGCGGUGGUUGGUGGUGGUUAGAAAGGAAAAAAAGAAUAAGAGGGGGGGGUCGAAAGUCACGUGACGGAGUACACGCGGGAGUAGGAAGUAGAGCAAAGUACUGGGUUAACGUAAGUAGGAAUGCUAGUACUUGGUGGACGCAAGUAGAAAAGGUGAUGUGUACGCAGAAUGUGGGUCAGUCAGCGGAGGGAGUACUUAGUCGGGGAAGUGCUAGAAAGAGGUGGGCGCAGAAGUACUGGGUGGGCGUAAUAGGAAAGGUGGGUGUAAGUAGUAGUAGGUUAACGUCUGUUCACAAAGUGCUAGUAGUAGGUUAA
This is a messenger RNA of Pneumocystis carinii B80, 393 nucleotides long. RefSeq lists its product as hypothetical. Lineage: Eukaryota; Fungi; Ascomycota; Pneumocystomycetes; Pneumocystales; Pneumocystaceae. The record is from RefSeq and is a predicted model, not a curated record. The coding region runs from base 1 to 393 and encodes 130 amino acids. The transcript has 7 exons.